This is a messenger RNA of Scatophagus argus, 1768 nucleotides long. RefSeq names its product cAMP-responsive element modulator-like. Gene Ontology annotation, cellular component: ATF4-CREB1 transcription factor complex; nucleus. Gene Ontology annotation, biological process: regulation of transcription by RNA polymerase II. Gene Ontology annotation, molecular function: DNA-binding transcription factor activity, RNA polymerase II-specific; RNA polymerase II cis-regulatory region sequence-specific DNA binding. NCBI's taxonomy places the organism in Eukaryota, Metazoa, Chordata, Actinopteri, Scatophagidae. The transcript has 7 exons. Bases 290 to 958 code for a protein of 222 amino acids. The record is from RefSeq and is a predicted model, not a curated record.
AAUGUGGUGAAUGCCAUGGAAACCAAAAAAAGAAAAAGAAAACAAACAUUAGUAUACGUUUAAAAAUGUUCCGUAUAUGAAUGGAAGAAAUAUCAACCAAUCAGAAGAAUCGUCGAAAAACUGCGUAACGUUCCUUGGGUUUAGCUAAGAUUUUAAAUAGAAGUUGAAGUGCAAACUCAAGUUACGAUAAUUUAUUAACUGUAGCUAAAUUUGUUCUAAUCUCUCGGACAUCCAACAGAGAAAUCAGAGUGAACACCUUGAUCAGCCAUCUUAGUCACUGCCUGUCAGAAUGAGCCAAGUAAAGUCAGAAGAGGAAUAUGAACCAUGCGCACCUGCGCCUGACUUUCAUAUACUUGUUUACCAGGAACCCAGCCACCACAAGUGCUCUGAUUUUCUGCAAGGAGGUGCCAACAAGUACCUGUUUGAAGGAAGACAGAACCUUCUGUGUAUGGCCACAUCCCAUACACGUACACUACAACAUCAAGCAAGCACCAUUCAGUACUGCGGGAAGGAACUGAGUUGCAUGCAGCACUGUGGCUUGUUCUCAAUGCAAGCUGCAGGUCCUGUCAAUUUCCUGCCUGCAGGGACACAGAACUUUAUAUCUACGGCCAUGAAAAGCACACAAACACCACGGACUGCACUACAGACAUUGAAUGUUCCACAGAAUGGCACCGCAGGUGACUUCACUAGCUGUCAGCUGCGUAACCCCAGUUCCAAUCUCCCACAGGGGGUAGUGGAGGCCAGCGCCCACAGCUCCCACAAACCCACAGAGGAUGCUUUGCAAAAGAGGGAGCUGCGCUUGAUGAAGAACAGAGAAGCGGCCCGGGAGUGCCGAAGAAAGAAGAAGGAAUAUGUCAAAUGCCUCGAAAAUCGUGUGGCUGUGCUUGAAAAUCAAAACAAGACUCUGAUUGAGGAGCUUAGAGCCUUAAAAGACAUCUGUCGACAUAAAGUCAAGUGAUCCCUCAGACUGGCAUUGUUUCCAGAGAAGGAGGAAAUAUAUGGACCACCUGCAGACCCUGCUGUCUGCCUGACUGGUGAUGGAGAAUCAGAUGCUGAAGGCUAAGCUGCACUGCCUCAACAACCAAAUACCAAAAUCUGUCUUUGCCGUCGUCACCAUAAGUGCAUCACAUUUCCCAGUCCUUUCUGAUCAUUUGGACAAUUGACAAUUGACAGUCUUUGUGAUACUCUGUUUUUCUAUUUAAGGGUUUGUUGAUAGGGAAUCGGGUCUUCAGGGCUUCACAUAGCAGUGUUCGUGUUUUAUUUUGUUCCACCUGAGAAAUUCUGAUGUAAGCACUACUCUCGGGAAAUACCACCCGCUGCUUUUAUCUCCCAUACUCCUUUGUCUUUAAUGUAGACACCUGCCAGGAUCUGUUGUGCAUCUGAACGAGGACUUAUCUGCUUCUGACCAUUCAUUAUUUAAGACCCUGCAUUUUUUAUAAUUUUGAAUACUACUACAUUGUUUGUACAAAAAGGAAAAAAUAACUUCUCUUAAUAUGAAUCAUUGUGUAUGUAGUUAACCAACAUGUGUUUAUAGAAAUGCAUUAGCUUUCUGUUUUACCUUGGCUAUUUUUUCUUUUUCUUUUUUUUUUUUUUUUGCUUAUGUCUCACAUUGUUGAAUUUAGAAGUUAUUUAUGGACCUACAUUUUGUGCUUUAUUUCUUGUCUGUAACACCUCAGCUGUGUCUUAUUGUGGUCACACUUUACUUAAAGGUCUUACAGACUUUUUUUAUGAAUAUAUUUGCUUCAAUAAAGUUCUUGCUCAGUCUCAC